ACUGCAGCCAAAAACGCCAACAGCUAGCUGAGUAGAUGGAAUAUAGAGAAAGGAUGGUAGAUGUGCUUCAUUUAUUUGUGAGUGGACCACAAAAUUUAAUAGAUGCCAUUACAGAUCUUCGAAUCAGAAUAUUUUCUCCAUGACGUUGUAAUGGCAGUGUCGGUUGGAAACGCAAAAAGAACGACGUAAUUAAAGAAGCCGCAUGCAUCGCCAGGCGCUUUAAAAUCCUCCCAUGUUCAGGCACCUCAACAGACCGAAAAAAACGACAUCUCCACUAACUAAUCGCGCGCUUCGAUCGGCAACAUGGUCAGCUCGCCACCCCGUCCCAACAAGCACCUCAAAACCCUCUACGAACUCGUCGUAAACAACUUCCUCGCCGCCGUCGCUGUACCGGCCACGGCCAUCGUCAUUCUCCGAAAAGCGGCCCAACUCGGCCCGGACGAGCUCCUCACCCGGUUACAUGGACUGCAGCAGGUCCACCUCUUCCUGGCCUUCUUCCUCCCGCUCGCCACGGUCACUCUCUACGUCGUCCGCCGCCCUCGCAGCGUGUACCUCGUGGACUACGCUUGCUGCCGGCCUAAGCCAAACUGCCGCGUGUCCAUGGGCUCCUUCACCGAGAACGCCCGCCUCAUGCCGUACCUCGAAGGCGGCAACUUCCGCUUCUUGACGCGCAUGCUCCAGCGUUCGGGCCUCGGCGACCAGACCUACCUCCACCCUUCCUUGCAUCACAUCCCGCCGCGCUGCAGCUUGAGCGAGAGCCGCGACGAGGCGGAGCAGGUCAUCUUCGCGGCCGUCGACGAUCUCUUCGCCAAGACGUGCGUCAGUGCCGGAACGAUCUACAUCCUCGUCACCAACUGCAGCGCCUUCAACCCGACGCCCAGCAUGGCCGACAUCAUCGUGAACAGGUACAAGCUGCGGGACGACGUCCGCAGCGUGCACAUCUCCGGGAUGGGGUGCAGCGCGGGGGUGAUCUCCGUGGAAGUCGCGAGGAACCUCUUGCAGGCGGCUCCCCGGGGCGCGAAUGCACUGGUGGUGUCCACGGAGACCACCUCGCUCAUCAACUACACGGGGAAGAACCGCGCGAUGCUGCUGCCGGCCGUCCUGUUCCGGAUGGGCGCGGCCGCGGUGCUGCUGUCGACCUCCAGGGCCAAGUCCCGCUUCCGUCUUACCCACGUCGUGCGAACGCUCACCGCGGCCGAGGACAGAGCUUACCGGUGCGCGUUCCAGGAGGAGGACGAGGAUGGGCAAACCGGAGUGAACUUGUCCAAGGACCUCGUGGCCGUUGCUGGAGAAACGCUCAAGGCCAACAUCGUGGAAAUCGGGUCCCUCGUGCUCCCGCCAUCGGAGAAGCUGCUGUUCGCGCUCUCGAUGAUUGCACGGAAGGUGCUGACCAGGAAGAUCAAGCUAUACGUGCCUGAUUUCCGCACGGCGUGCCAACACUUCUGCGUCCAUGCCGGUGGCCGCGCGGUGAUCGACGCGGUGCAGAGUAGCCUACGCUUAUCUGACGAGAACGUUGAGCCGUCGCGGAUGACGCUCCACCGGUUCGGUAACACGUCGAGCAGCUCAUUGUGGUACGAGCUUGCAUACAUCGAGGCUAAGAAGCGGACUCGGAAGGGUGACCGGGUGUGGAUGGUCGGGUUUGGGUCUGGGUUCAAGUGCAACAGCGCCGUGUGGGAGUGCAUCAGGUCCGCCGGCAACAACACCACUAUUGGAGCGCCGUGGGCUGAUUCCAUCCAUCAGUAUCCUGUGAACAUCCCGGCGGUCAGCUAGGCACGUACGCUAGUAUGAUACAAUCCUCCUAAAAACCAGUACGAAGACUGUGCGAAAUGUAUUAAGGAGAUGUGAUAUAUAUACCUUGUGCAUUUUCCGCGUGAUUAAUUUCAACAUCUAUAUAUACACGUUUUUAUAGUCUUCUCCUUCAUCUAUUGUACUCUACUUCCGUUUGUAAAUAUAAGAUGUUUUAAUUUUUUCA
Brachypodium distachyon (stiff brome) is the source of this 1972-nucleotide messenger RNA. Its product is annotated as 3-ketoacyl-CoA synthase 6. Lineage: Eukaryota; Viridiplantae; Streptophyta; Magnoliopsida; Poales; Poaceae. The transcript has a single exon. Bases 304 to 1770 code for a protein of 488 amino acids. Gene Ontology annotation, cellular component: membrane. Gene Ontology annotation, biological process: fatty acid biosynthetic process. The record is from RefSeq and is a predicted model, not a curated record. Gene Ontology annotation, molecular function: acyltransferase activity, transferring groups other than amino-acyl groups.